Saccostrea echinata is the source of this 4813-nucleotide messenger RNA. RefSeq names its product multidrug resistance-associated protein 1-like. Gene Ontology annotation, biological process: transmembrane transport. Bases 45 to 4700 code for a protein of 1551 amino acids. Gene Ontology annotation, cellular component: membrane. The record is from RefSeq and is a predicted model, not a curated record. Gene Ontology annotation, molecular function: ATP binding; ABC-type transporter activity; ATP hydrolysis activity. The transcript is spliced from 29 exons. NCBI's taxonomy places the organism in Eukaryota, Metazoa, Mollusca, Bivalvia, Ostreida, Ostreidae.
UGCAUACCAAGUGCUUUCUUAUGUACACAUGAAAAAGUGCUGGGAUGGAGGAUUUCUGCAAUGGAUCAGUUUUAUGGAAUACCACCCUAACAUGGAGGAACAGCUGGCCAGAAUUCACAGACUGCUUUCAGUUUACUGUGUUGAUCUGGGUGGCCAGUGGAUGGCUGUGGAUUACCUCCCCUUUUUAUAUCUAUUACUUGACAAUACAAAAAGACUGUCCCAACCCCAUAACUCUCAAGUUUGUCGCAAAAGCAGUUUUAACUCUAUGUUCCCUUACCCCUGUAAUUAUAGAAAUAGUAUCAACGACUCAUGAUUGGUCAGCAUCAAACUCUUUUUUGAAAGCCUGGUUGAUUGGGCCAUGUAUAGAAGCAAUUACGCUGCUUUUAGUUUUGCUGUACAUAUUCCUAGAGAGACAGAAAGGAUUUGUGACUUCAGGGGUGCUGUUCAUGUAUUGGACCAUUAAUAUUAUUACAUGUAUUAUUCCAUUCUACCAUAUGAUCAACACAAAGGAAUACAAGGAUAAGCCUUUGAGUUUUAGUGUCUUUAAUGUUUAUUUUGGUCUGGCCAUUCUUCAGGGGAUCCUUUACUGCACAGCAGACAAAUCCAGCAAACCUCAAACAGAGAAAGAAUGUCCAGAGCUACGAGCGUCAUUUCUAUCUCGAAUAACAUUUUGGUGGAUAAACAGUUUGAUGAUUUCUGGCUACAAAACAUCGGUGACAGAGGAUAUCUUUUUAUUAAAUCCAAGAGAACAGUCCAAAACUGUCAUACCGAGAUUUGAGGCUAAAUGGGAGAGAGAAAAGGACAAAUUUCACGAACAAAAAAAUAAAAAAUCCCUGACAGUUUCUGUUGUGUCAGGCCCCACCACUGUGACUCAGCAUUCAAGUCACUAUACCAGCAUACAGGAGGAAACGUCAGAGAAAUCACCACUUCUGCCUAAAAGUGAAGCAGAAAAAUCAAAGAAAGAAACCAAUGUUCCAGGCCCCUCUCUGUUAAAAGUGCUCUUUAAAACGUUUGGAUGGGAACUGCUUCAUGCACAGAUUUUCAAGCUCUUUUAUGAUAUUCUUGUUUUUGUUCUUCCUCAACUUUUGAAGUACCUAAUCCAGUUUUCUGAGAAUGACCCCACUGACACCACAUGGAGGGAAGAUUGGAAAGGCUAUGUGUUGGCGGCCGGCUUUUUCCUGACCGUGCUUCUGCAGUCUGUUUUCUUCCAUCAGCUAUUCUACUGGAGUGUGGCAUUAGGACUCAGAAUCAGGGCUUGUUUAGUGUCAGCUGUGCAUAAAAAGGCUUUAACAAUGAACAACGAAGCAAAGAAAGGUUCAACUGUGGGUGAAAUUGUUAACUUGAUGUCAGUGGACACAGAGAAUAUUCAACAUUUGAUCCCUUAUCUGUGGUUAGUCUGGUCAUCUUUGCUUCAGACAGGUGUCGCCCUCUACUUCCUGUAUGACACUUUUAAAUAUGCCAUGUUUGCUGGUCUAGGAUUCAUUAUUCUUUUGUUUCCUUUCAAUGGAUUCAUCAUGAGUAAAAUGCAGACAUUGCAGAAAUCCAAGAUGAAAGAAAAAGACAAUCGAAUAAAACUCCUGACAGAAGUUCUGAAUGGUAUCAAGAUUCUGAAAUUAUAUGCCUGGGAAAUGUCCUUCAAAGACAAGAUAGAGGCAAUUCGUAAUGUGGAGUUAAGUAUCUUAAAAAAGGAGAGCAUGAUUGGUCUCUUCUUCAGUUUGUCAUGGAUAUUGGCUCCAUAUAUGGUUUCAAUGCUAACAUUCGGUGUUUAUGUUUAUACCAUUGACACACAUUUCUUGUCUCCGGAAGUGGCCUUUGUUGGAAUUACCUUGCUUAAUAUUCUACGUUUUGCUGUGAAUAUGGCACCAUACAUAAUGACAGAGGUGGUGAAAGCUGUUGUCUCACUCAAUAGGCUGAACAAUUUCCUGAACAAUCCAGAUCUGGACCCUGAGUGUGUAACACACAGUCGUAUUGGAGAUGAUGCAAUAGUCAUAAAUCAAGGCAGCUUUAUGUGGGAUCCUGAAGUUGGUGAAUGCUUGAAAAACAUUGAUCUGACUGUUGAGGAGGGUAGUUUAGUGGCCAUAGUAGGACAGGUGGGAUCAGGAAAGUCAUCCAUACUGUCGGCCAUGUUGGGAGAAAUGAUCAAGGUCAAAGGUCAAAUUAACGUCAGGGGUACUAUGGCGUAUGUUCCCCAACAAGCCUGGAUUCAGAACAACAGUGUGCAAGACAACAUUUUAUUCAGUCGGCCAAUGAGAUCUGCUUUCUACCAGAAAGUUAUCAAAGAGUGUGCUCUACAGCCAGACAUUGAUAUACUGCCAUCUGGGGACCAGACAGAAAUAGGAGAAAAUGGUGUAAACCUUAGUGGUGGACAAAAGCAGAGAGUGAGUUUGGCCAGAGCUGUAUACCAUGACACAGACAUUUAUCUCCUAGAUGAUCCUUUGUCUGCUGUAGAUUCCCAUGUUGGCAAGCAUUUGUUUGAUGAAGUUAUAGGAAAUACAGGAAUGCUUCAAAAUAAGACAAGAGUAUUGGUCACUCAUGGAAUACACUGGCUGCCAAAAGUAGAUAAGAUUGUAGUGCUGGUCAAUGGCAGUGUAUCAGAAGUUGGGACAUAUGAAGAGCUAGUGGACCAUGCUGGACCAUUCGCCGAGUUCCUCAGCACGUACCUCACUGCUGACAAAGAGAAAGAGGAAACAGAGGAGGAUCAAGAAGUUCAGGAAGCCAAGGAGAGAAUCCUACAACGACUGAUAUCUGUGACGUCCGUAACGUCGGAGGAUGACAGUGAGGACAGAGUGUCAGAAUCUGAAAGUAAGAAGACGACUUUAAUUCGUCAGCGAAGUGUGACACGUCAGCAAAGUGUGACACAGAAUGACGACAAAACAAUGGAGAAAAAGAAUAAACCUACAGAAACCCACAAACUUAUAGAAGAGGAAAAGGCUGAAAUAGGCAGUGUUAAGCUAAGUGUGUACUUGGAGUACAUUCGAGCCUUAGGAACACCUUAUUUCGUAUUAAUAUUAGCACUGUAUGUUGUGUUUAUUGCUGUUAGUAUAUUUUCCACAACUUGGGUAAGUUACUGGACAGAGAAUGCCACUCUCAAGAAUUCCUCCGUCCUCGGAAACAGUUCAAUGCGCAGGGAGAGGAAUGACUUCUACUUCGGUAUUUAUGGUGGCUUGGGAGCAGUGCAGGUUGCAUUCAUAGUAAUCAUGUUGUUCAUCUCUGUGGUCCGCAACGUUAUCGCCUCAAGGAUUCUCCACCAGAAAAUGCUAUUGAACAUUGUGCGCUCACCUAUGUCCUUCUUUGAUACGACCCCUGUGGGUCGCAUUGUAAAUAGAUUCUCUGAUGACAUCAGCACCAUUGAUGGAGAGUUGCCAAAUACAUUUUUCAUGUUUGUGGACAGCGUUUUGAUGGUUUUGGGAGCAUUAAUCGUCAUCUCAUUCAGUACUCCCAUAUUUAUGACAGUUAUUCUGCCUUUGGGGAUUCUUUAUUUUCUUGCACAGAGAUUUUACAUUGCAACCUCCCGUCAGCUAAAACGAUUAGAGUCGAAGACGCGUUCUCCUAUCUACAGCCAUUUUGGUGAGACCGUCACUGGAGCGAGUGUCAUUCGAGCCUUUGGAUUACAGAACGAGUUUAUUCUUGAGUCCCAAAAACGAGUAGAUAAAAACCAGGUGUUCACUUUUGCCAGUAACACUGCUAAUAGGUGGCUUGGAUUCAGGUUGGAUCUCCUGGGAAAUUUUGUAGUUCUGGCGGCAGUCAUUUUUGCUGUUCUGGCCAGAGAUACGAUACCGGGAGGAAUAGUUGGACUCUCUAUUUCCUAUGCUCUACAGAUCACUGAGAAUCUGAACUGGCUAGUGAGGAUGUUCUCGGAGCUGGAGACUAACAUUGUGGCCGUGGAGAGGGUAUCGGAAUACACCAAGACACCAACCGAGGCUGGCCUUGAAAAUCCCUAUCAUCGACCUUCACAUGAUUGGCCGACAAAAGGUGUUGUGGAGUUCAGAAACUACUCCACUAGGUACAGAAGUGGCCUUGACCUGGUACUGAAAAAUGUCAAUUUCAAGGUCAAUGUCUCAGAAAAGGUUGGAAUAGUGGGAAGAACAGGAGCCGGAAAGUCUUCCUUGACCUUGGCACUUUUCCGGUUAAUUGAACCAACAUCUGGUUCUAUUAUCAUUGAUAAAGAAAAUCUUUCUCACAUGGGUUUGCACGACUCCAGGUCACGAUUAACCAUACUUCCACAGGACCCAGUAUUAUUUUCUGGGACCCUGAGAAUGAACUUGGACCCGAUGAGUCGAUACACUGACCAGACUUUGUGGGAGGCCCUGGAGCAUGCUCAUCUGAAGGACUUUGUCCAGACAUUGCCCACUGGCCUGGAGUAUGACUGCGGAGAAGGGGGGCAAAAUCUCAGUGUUGGACAGAAGCAGCUUCUCUGUUUAGCUCGAGCACUCUUACGCAAGACCAAAAUUCUCAUUCUGGAUGAAGCUACAGCAGCAGUUGACAUGAAAACGGAUGAACUCAUCCAGAAUACUGUUAAACAGGAGUUCCGUGAUUGCACAGUUCUGACCAUAGCACAUCGUCUGAACACAGUAAUAGAUUAUGACAGGAUUAUGGUACUGGAGCAGGGUGUAGUAAGAGAAUUUGAUAGUCCCCAGACAUUACUACAAAAAACUGACAGCUUGUUUUAUCAGCUGGCAAAGGAUGCUGGGAUUAUUUGAGACAAAGAAUGCUAGGAUUGUUUGAGGCAAAGGAUGCUGGAAUUUUUUUAUAUUGGGAAACAUACCAAACCAAGCACUGACAUAGUAUUUUUUUUUUAAAUGAUAUUUCUAAA